AUGGAUUCCGACGAUGAUUUCAAUAGCCAGGUGUCCUCCGAGGACAUGGACCUGGAUCUGAAUGAUGCCGAUAGCAGUGUGGAUUUCGGGGCGGCCGACUCGGACGUUGACCUAGACGAUGAGUUCGCAGACGAGGGCGCCUUCGAUACUCAGGACAAGGAUCUGAAACCACAGAGGAAGGCAUUCGAGGUCGACUUCAAGGUGUACAGCCCCGAGGACAUUCAGGCACAGCAGGACAAGCAGGUGGCUGAGGUGGCUACGCUGCUCGAGCAACCACAUGAACAGACGGCCAUACUAUUACGAUUCGCGAGGUGGAAUAAGGAGCGGCUGAUUGAGCAGUACAUGGACAACCAGGAGGAGGUGCUGGAGAAGGCUGGUUUGGGACAAGAUACUGCGAGGGACCCACCUCGGAUUGAGACUAUCGAUGGCUUUGCGUGUGAUAUCUGCUGCGAGGAUGAGCCGGGUCUGCAGAGCUUUGCCAUGAAGUGUGGACAUCGCUUCUGUAUCAACUGCUACCGACAAUACCUGGGUCAGAAGAUUCGGGAAGAGGGUGAGGCGGCGCGGAUCAAGUGCCCUGGUGAUGGCUGCAAUAAGAUUGUGGACUCCAAGUCACUGGAUCUGCUUGUCACAUCCGACCUCACCGACCGAUACCACGAGCUCCUCAUGCGCACAUACGUGGACGACAAGGACAACCUGAAGUGGUGCCCCGCACCUGAAUGCGUCUACGCAGUGGAAUGCGGCGUGAAGAAGCGUGAUCUCGGCCGCAUCGUCCCUACCGUUCACUGUGACUGCAAACACGACUUCUGCUUCGGCUGCACACUCGCCGACCAUCAACCUUGCCCGUGCUCACUGGUGAAGAAGUGGCUGAAGAAGUGCGAAGACGACAGCGAGACUGCGAAUUGGAUUUCGGCGAACACAAAGGAGUGUCCCAAGUGCAAUUCCACGAUCGAGAAGAACGGCGGAUGCAAUCACAUGACUUGUCGAAAGUGCAGGCAUGAAUUCUGCUGGAUGUGUAUGGGAGUGUGGUCAGAGCAUGGCACGAGCUGGUAUAAUUGCAAUCGGUUCGAGGAGAAGAGCGGUACCGAUGCGCGAGAUGCUCAGGCCAAGAGCCGGCAAUCGCUUGAGCGAUACCUGCACUACUACAAUCGCUACGCGAACCACGAGCAGUCUGCUCGUCUGGAUCGGGACAUCUACUUUAAGACGGAGAAGAAAAUGACCCUACUUCAGAACCAGUCCGGACUCUCUUGGAUCGAGGUGCAAUUCCUUGAAAACGCAUCGCAAGCGCUGCAGCAAUGCCGGCAAACGCUCAAGUGGACGUACGCAUUCGCAUACUACCUCGCUCGCAACAACCAAACCGAGAUCUUCGAGGAGAACCAGAAGGAUCUGGAGAUGGCGGUCGAGAACUUGUCGGAGAUGUUCGAGAAGCCGGUCGAGAGCCUCGCGGGUCUCAAGGUGGAGAUGAUGGACAAGACGUCGUAUUGCAAUCGGCGGCGGAUUAUCCUGCUGGAUGAUACGGCGAAGAACUUGAAAGAACAGAACUGGGAGUUCAAUGUGGAUCUGAGCUAG
This is a messenger RNA of Zasmidium cellare ATCC 36951, 1566 nucleotides long. RefSeq lists its product as uncharacterized. Gene Ontology annotation, cellular component: cytoplasm; ubiquitin ligase complex. Gene Ontology annotation, molecular function: ubiquitin protein ligase activity; ubiquitin conjugating enzyme binding; zinc ion binding. The transcript is spliced from 3 exons. Bases 1 to 1566 code for a protein of 521 amino acids. Gene Ontology annotation, biological process: protein polyubiquitination; positive regulation of proteasomal ubiquitin-dependent protein catabolic process; ubiquitin-dependent protein catabolic process. The record is from RefSeq and is a predicted model, not a curated record. Lineage: Eukaryota; Fungi; Ascomycota; Dothideomycetes; Mycosphaerellales; Mycosphaerellaceae.